UUGGGGGUGUGGGCCCAAUCAGGUGCCUGGUUGGCUGCCGGCUGUGCCGUGACCAGGAUCCCGUCCGCAGCCGCCGCAGCACCGCCGACUGCAGCAUCCCGCCCCCCGCCCUCAUUAACAUUCCCUCCCCGUAUAAGCGCGCCUCUAGGUCCUCCCUCACACUCGGUGGGUGGCACCGGCGCGACCAAACCCCGACGGCCCGGUCGGAGGCGGAGAGAGAGCUGCGUCACAGGCGGGGAGCACGGUUGCCACACCGGGGAGAGAGGGGGUCCGACCGGGGGUCCUCAGUCAGCUGGCACCGCCUUGCGCAUCGCAUCCCCGCGGCCGGAGUGCGGACACGGGAGCGCCGCUUGUUCUUCUCCACCCCGGAGCGGGUGCGACCCCUCCGAGGCACCCACCCCGGACCAUGUGCGCAUCGACGCGGUGAAGUGUGACUCGCCGCCGGGUUGUGCGCCCUUGCAAUCGGGCUCGGACACGCCGACGUUACCACGCCGUCAUUGAGAACCAUGAGCACCGUGGAGGAGGACCCGGACCACAUGAUACCAUGAAGACAAGCCUGCAGGUCCUGCGCUGCCAGCUGCUGAGUGUUCUCGCCUUCCUCGCACUGGCGUCAUCGGCGCAGGAGCUUCACCUCGGCCGCGGGGCCCAACAACGGGACUCUGUCACCAUGGCGACCGCCGGCACCGGCAGCCCGGACUGGCACCGGGAAGGCUCCAGCAGCGGGGAAUGGUCGCACAAAGCGGGCGCCGGGAACGUCGUCCUUGACCCCACCCGAGCCUCCGACCUGCCGGAUCUGCGGGCGUCGCUCAAGGAAGUCCCGGCCCUCCGCGCCAUCACCCUCAGGGAGGCGCCCGCCGACACCAGCCAGCCCCCCGCCGACUGGCCAGCUGUGACGGCGUCCGCCGCCCCCGCGGGGGCAUCCCCGGGUUAUCAAACCUUCGCCGUACCCGCUUCCGAGGAACCCGGCAUCCCUCCUACAGAGAACGCGACCGCCGGGGCGGUCACGGUCCCGCCUCGCCGCCCGAACGCCACGGACGGCGACCCGCUCGGGGUAACCGCGAGCGCCGCCCCUGGCCGCCGCGCCUCCCCUCGGGAGACGGAUGGCGGCGGCAGCGGCGGCUUCCUGAACAGGCAAGUGCCCGCCACCACACGCGACCCCCGGGGGGCCGACAACAGCUCGGGGUCUGCCCCGGACUCGAAGCCGUCGUCCCGCGUCGCGGUCUGCCUGAGUCGUAUGGACAUCGUGUGGAUCGUGUUGGCCAUCGGCGUGCCCGUGUCCACGUGCUCCGUGCUGCUGACGGUGUGCUGCAUGCGGCGCAGGAAGAAGUCGUCGGGCCAGGAGAGCAACCUGAGCUACUGGAACAACGCCAUCACCAUGGACUACUUCAGCCGCCACGCCGUGGAGCUGCCCCGCGAGAUUCACACGCUGGAGAGCGAGGAGCACGACAGUUGCCUGCCUCCAAACGGCGACUACGGCACGGGCAGCGUGGUGCUGGUCAACCCCUUCUGCCAGGAGACCCUCUUCAUCAACAGAGACAAAGCCUCGGCCAUCGAGUGACCCCUCCGUGACCUCUCACCUCCAGUUUAUACACCAGACUUUGUCAGCGCAGUGUCAAGUGACGUGAGAACGUUUACUAGCAGGACGACGACGAGGCACUCGCCUAUUUUUCUGAUGUACAUUUUCUACACACAAACACACGCACACAAAGUGUAUUCAUUGUGAUAAUUUUUAAUGUCUUUAUAAAUACACACAACUGGUUUGGUUCAAUGACUGAAAAAAGUGCUUUUGUUUUAUUAAAAAGAUGAAAUGACUUAUUAUAGCCUGUUCAACUUGAAUGGACAAUAUGUAUACAUAUAUAUCGGGCAAGUUCCUUUUUUUACAAGUUCAACUCAAAAAGUGUAUAAAAUAUAGAGAUUCAUGAAACACAUUGGCUUGUUAUGUGAUGUCACCUCAUGAGAUGGUGAACUGCAUGUGGUGAAUCAAUCUAAUUUUCGAUCUUUGCUUUUGGAAUGGAACUACUGAAAUGAAUUACGUUUUUCCACAGUUUUCUAAUUGACUGAGAUGCACCUGUGUACUCUAUAUAUAUAUUUUUGGGGGUUUGAGUGACACAAAAUACAACAUUUGAGUAUUUCGGAGUGUGUAACUUAUUAUGUCCGUGUUUAGAUUCUUACGUCUUCUUUAAUCAUAUGGCCCGACUGAUGCAAUUCUUUUGAAUCAGAAUUUUCAUCGUAAACAAAUUGUCAUUUUUAUCCUCGUGCGGGAGUUACAAAAAUGAAAUAAAUAAGCAGUGCAGUAAUAUUCA
Molecule: messenger RNA, 2303 nt
Organism: Phyllopteryx taeniolatus (common seadragon)
Lineage: Eukaryota; Metazoa; Chordata; Actinopteri; Syngnathiformes; Syngnathidae
Gene: tmem108
Product: transmembrane protein 108
Exons: 5
Coding region: 545-1558 (337 amino acids)
Biological process (GO): dendrite extension; postsynaptic density organization; retrograde axonal transport
Cellular component (GO): axon; endosome membrane; early endosome
Source: RefSeq, a predicted model, not a curated record